GAGAGAGCAAGAGAGAGAAGCAGUGCAGGAGAGGAACAGCACAAGCGGAGGAGAGGAGUGGAAAGAGAGAGAGAAAGAGAGAAGGGCAGAGAGAGAGAGAGAGAGAGAGAGAGAGAGAGAGAGAGAGGGAGGCUAGGCGGACUAAGCAUUACAAUCACUUCUUCUCUAGCCUGUGUGUGCUAUGGUGAGACGGCUGCAGAGGAUCAUUUCUUUCUUGCCUGUCUGUUUCUCAUUCUUUUUUUUCUUUCUGUCACCUGCUUUCUGUCACACAGGACCCAUCAUCCUUUCAAGAUCCUCAUAAUGGGAGGGACAUUAAGGAACAUGCCGUAUAUGGAAUAGAGGCGCCUGCGAUCUCGAGAUCUCCAUUCAAAAGCCUCGUCGACCAUCGCUGAAAUCGAGUAGCCACUUAAGGCUCACUUGUAAGGGAGGGGAGACACUCAGCAUCAAAGCUCUUAAACAACAGAGAGUGAGAGAGAGAGGAAGAGUGAGAGAGAGAGAAAGAUUGAAAGCAGUAAAGUAAGAUUUGCCUAUCUUGCAAUUUCAGAGACCAUCACCACAAUUUAAUAAGAAUUUGAAAUUGUCUUUAGGCAGUGUGUGAGAGCAAGAGCCGGCAGGCUUACCAUAAAAUGAUUUUAUGAAGAGGACCCUGCAGGAAAAGGCUCUGAGGAGAGAAUUUGAAUACACAGGGUCUGUUUAAGGGGCCUUUUUCUUUUCUUGGUUUACAGAAAUAAGUUCGCCAUGUGAUAUCAAAUGGCAUCAGAUGUGUCCUCAGUAGUCCAGUGGGACUGUUGUGAGGUUUUUUCCUAAUGAUGAUGAUAAAAUUUCCCUGAAGCCACUCACCUUGCAGGAACAUUCCCCUGUGAGUUACAUGGACAGACAGGCUGAAAAAAAAAAACUAAAAUAAAAAAAUCGAACCAUAAGGUCUGGCUGAGAAGAAAAAAAAAAAACCUAACAGCUCGAAUGAUUAGUUUGGAAAUUCCUUUUUUGUUCCUCUUACUUCAAAAAAGUUCGGAGAGUUCACCUCAGGGUCCUACACCAUACUCUCUACUCUCUACAUAAUCUCUACUCUGGUAAAAACUAUAGCAACAAAAAAGCAAAAAUGGCAGCCGGAGUUGCAACAUGGUUACCCUUUGCCCGGGCAGCUGCGGUUGGCUGGCUUCCUCUGGCCAAAAAGUCCAUGCCCAAACCUCCUGUUGAUAAGAAGAGCCGCAGUGAUGAGAUCCUGAUAGUUAACGUGAGUGGGCUUCGCUUCCAGACGUGGAAAAACACCCUGGACCGUUAUCCUGACACCUUGCUGGGAAGCUCUGAAAAGGAAUUCUUCUAUAAUGAAGACACUCAGGAAUAUUUCUUUGAUAGGGACCCAGAGAUGUUUCGGCACAUCCUGAACUUCUAUCGCACAGGCAAGCUGCACUACCCACGGCAGGAGUGCAUCCAAGCUUUUGAUGAGGAGCUGGCUUUCUAUGGCAUUGUGCCGGACAUCAUUGGGGACUGCUGCAUGGAAGAGUACCGUGAUCGUAAAAAGGAAAACCAGGAGAGGCUGGCUGAGGACACAGAGGCAGAGAUGGCAACAGACCAACCCUUACCUCCAAACAGCACACCUCGUGAACGUUUAUGGCGAGCUUUUGAGAAUCCGCACACCAGUACAAUGGCUCUGGUGUUCUACUAUGUCACAGGCUUCUUCAUUGCCGUCUCAGUUAUUGCUAACGUAGUGGAGACUGUGCCGUGUCGGGCACCCAAAGGCAGCCUAAAGGACUUGCCAUGCGGCGAGAAGUACUCAGUGGCCUUCUUCUGCAUGGAUACGGCAUGCGUGCUCAUUUUCACAUUCGAGUACCUGAUGAGGUUAUUCGCUGCCCCCAGCCGCUGCAAGUUCAUGCGCUCAGUUAUGAGCGUCAUCGAUGUUGUGGCCAUCAUGCCCUACUACAUUGGCUUGGUCAUGCCUGAGAAUGAGGACGUGAGCGGUGCUUUUGUCACACUACGUGUCUUCCGGGUCUUCCGCAUCUUCAAGUUCUCGCGCCACUCACAGGGCCUGCGCAUCCUCGGCUACACAUUAAAGAGCUGUGCCUCUGAGCUUGGCUUCCUCCUCUUCUCCCUCACUAUGGCCAUCAUUAUAUUCGCCACAGUCAUGUUCUAUGCUGAAAAAGGCACCAAGGAAACCAACUUCACCAGCAUUCCAGCCUCCUUCUGGUACACCAUUGUCACUAUGACAACGCUGGGAUAUGGAGACAUGGUUCCUAACACCAUCGCCGGCAAAAUCUUCGGCUCCAUCUGCUCUCUGAGUGGCGUCCUGGUGAUCGCACUUCCUGUUCCUGUCAUAGUGUCCAACUUCAGUCGCAUCUACCACCAGAACCAGAGAGCUGACAAGAUGCGUGCCCAGCAGAAAGUGCGUCUGGCCAGGAUUCGCUUGGCUAAGAAAGGAACCACUAAUGCAUUCCUGCAGUACAAAGAUGAAGGCGGACUACAGGAUCAUGAUGGUGACAGUGGCGCUCUGUGUCUGAAGAACAGGUCGUCCUUUGAGCACCAGCACCACCAUCUGUUACACUGCCUGGAGAAGACUACGAACCAUGAGUUUACCGAUGAGCUGACCUACAGUGAGAUGUGUAUGACGGAGUCGGUCGGCUUCCGCACCAGCCGCAGCACAUCGAUCUCCAGCCAACAGGGCGUCUCAACCUCUUGCUGUCCUCGCCGGGCAAAGAGGAGAGCCAUCCGCCUGGCCAACUCCACCGUAUCAGUGAGCCGUGGCAGCAUCCAGGAACUCGAUACACUGCAUGUGCACAAAAGCCCGUCUGGUCCUCAGAGUCGCUCGAGUCUCAAUGCCAGGACAGAAGACCUGAAGUUAAACUGUGAGCAGCGAGACUUCACGGCAGCCAUCAUUAGCAUCCCCACUCCUCCAGCCAAUACACCUGAUGAAAGCCUGCCAUCGUCGCCUGCCAUCCCAGGCAUUCUGCGCAACUCCCGCUGCUCCUACAGUCAGGAGGCCGUCAAGAUCUCGUCCUUAUAACAAAACCGCCUCCAAGCACAAAGCUUUCCUCCAAUGCACAAACGGGAAGGAGGAAGCUUUUCCUGUCAGACUUACCACCAAAAUAUCAUCCCAAGAUACAAUGCAUUUGACAAAGGCACCCAGCUAUGGCUUCAUCCCACACUGAAAGCUCCCUUGAGGUUCUGUGAGAAUAAAUCAGCAGGAACUGAGACGUGAACCGAAGCAGGUUUAAUUACAGCCUUUUUUUGGAGGACUGUUGUGAUUCUUUCACAGAUCUGCAUUGGCCAUUCUGCCUUUCUUGGGAAAAAAAAGACAAGGAAAAUGAGAAAAACUGUUCCACAGAUUAUUAUUAUUAUUAUUUUCUUUUUGAUGAAAACAAUACUGGAUAUCAGGAUGGAUGGAUGAUUUAGUGUGUGCAAUCACAGGGCCAGUAUUAAGAGUAUGAACACAGAACUAUAUUCCUAUAUAGAUAUAUCUUUAGAGAGAAAGACAUACAAAUACUGUAUCCUGCAAUAGAUGCUUUCACAAAAAAAAAAAAAAACAACCUAUGGAUAUUAUGGCUGAGACUUAGCGGGUCAGUAUACGUAUAUGUAUCAUAAUUUGUAUCAUACUUCACAUGCAUCUUCCAACCUUACCAAAAAAAGGGUCAUCAGUGCCACCCUACUCAGACAUGCAUGUUAUUGUACAGUAGAUUGCAGAGAAUGGAGCAGCUAAAAUGCUCUUCCCACCUAUUUUUUGCAUGAUAAUUCCCCCACCUCUGUUUUGUUUUGUCCUAUUUUAUUACCUGAUGUCAUUUAAAAAACAUUUAUAGAAUAUUACAGAUCCAAAAGUGCACAGUAACUUUAAAAAAAAGAUUAAGAAAAUUUGAAAAAAAAAAAAAAAACAUUCAGGCAUGACUCUUUGCAAAAAUCUCUGUCUGGACGUACAUGGGUGUAUGCGGGGGUGAUGGGAGUGAUGAUGGUAGAAAGGAUUUGUGUACAUUAAUCACAAAUAUGCAUGGAUACCGUUAUAGGUAUGAUUUUCCUUUUCCUUUAUUUUUUACAUUCAUUGCUCCUUUGGUAAGUUGAUGGCAUUUUACUGUAUAUCAUUAAGAAUGUAGGUGGAUGAAGGGAUUAUCUACUGUCAUUUGCUUUAACUGAAUCCAUAAUGUAAUACAUUUAUGGGAUUAAUUUACAUCCAUCUCAGUUGGCCUUGUGAUUAUGUGCAUUAUUGUUUUUACUACUGUGAUGGAUCAGUGCUGCCAGUCUUUAAUAUGUGCACUUUAAUAUGUUCUCAUUUAACUUCUUAUAUUAUGAUUUUCUGAUGAUUCACAUGCAGCAAUGAAACUGGCAAUAAAAAUGUAAUUAUUUUAGUAAAAAGUGUUUAAUAUUCCAUAAAACUACUUGCACUUGACUGUGAUGACAAAUGUACUCUGCGACUCUGUUUACAGGUAUUGUUCCAGAAUUAUUUUUUACUUUUGUUUGUUUGAUUGAUUGUUUGCCGCCGGUUGUAUUUGGAGCCAUAAGGUAUUGAGCUUGGACAUGCUGGGACAGUUGCCUCCACAUCAGCAUACACGGAAUGUAUGGACAUGAUUGCAGUAGGAGGACGAAGGAGAGUGUUAGAUUUGAAAAGCACAGAGGUGUACAGUCUAUUCCACCAAUAAAGUGAACAGA
Pangasianodon hypophthalmus (striped catfish) is the source of this 4629-nucleotide messenger RNA. It is a transcript of the gene kcnd1, whose product is annotated as potassium voltage-gated channel, Shal-related subfamily, member 1. Gene Ontology annotation, biological process: protein homooligomerization; potassium ion transmembrane transport. Gene Ontology annotation, molecular function: protein binding; A-type (transient outward) potassium channel activity. Gene Ontology annotation, cellular component: membrane; voltage-gated potassium channel complex. The record is from RefSeq and is a predicted model, not a curated record. The transcript is spliced from 7 exons. Lineage: Eukaryota; Metazoa; Chordata; Actinopteri; Siluriformes; Pangasiidae. The coding region runs from base 1100 to 2998 and encodes 632 amino acids.